This is a messenger RNA of Schistosoma spindalis, 2160 nucleotides long. The record is from the annotation of a GenBank genome assembly. Lineage: Eukaryota; Metazoa; Platyhelminthes; Trematoda; Strigeidida; Schistosomatidae.
AUGGGUGAUCGGCCUGCAGGUCAACAACAGUUGCCAGUGCCCGUCCGGAUACCUUUGUCCAGUAUUCGUGCACAGACAAGGCCUCUCGGAAAUAUUGUCCCUGCCAACGUCCCUCGACCACCCAUGGUUAACCAGGUGUACUUGCUUCCUAAAUCUGGGAUAACUAAUAAUGUCCUUCCGAGUGCUCCGAGUGUGAUGCAAGUUAGGAGUUUGGCGGUUGGACAAACUGUACUCCAACCAAAUGGUGUACUUGCCACCACUCCUGUUAUGCCAAGAGUUGUCACAUCUCAGUCGGGUUCCUCAACUAAAUUGGUGGGAUUUUUUAACCAAUUGUUAGAACUAUCAAAAAAUGUCUCAGCUAGCACUCAUAGCUCAGUAGCGACGCUAAUUCAAGCAUUAGUGAAUGGAGAACUUGAUGCCAGUUCGUUCAGUGCGCAACUACGUAGCAAUCUUAAAAGUGCCAAUCCUGGUAUGGACCUCGCCCCAUUCAUAAAGGACAACAUAGAUUUACUUAGGAGAGAUCUAGCUAAUGGUGUCUGUCGUCUCCCAAACAUACAACCUCCCCCAAAAGAUAUCUUCACAGGUGUACCCACAGCGGUCCCUGUUUCGAUCGUAACAACAUUACCUACCCUAGGUCUUCAGCCCCGUUCUAAUGCUGCGGUUUCUACAACACUAGUUUCUUCGACAGUGCCCGCUGGUCCUCGCAUUACUCUGCCGACGAAUACAACUCCUCGCAUAGUAGGUACACUCAUGUCAUCAGUUUCGUCGCCAGUUAUUUCAACUAGUCCUGUCACUGUUCCAACACCUCGAACACAACCCCCACUACUGGCUCCUGCUCCUCCCCGGACGUGUAUAACGUCUAUCGUAAACUUUGAUGCAGCUUCAAGUUCUAACACCGGUGCAAAAUAUCGUUUAGCUCAGUCUUUUAGUGGUGUUUCAUCUUCAACGUCUGUCGUAUCUAAUACAACCGCUGCAACAGUGGUCUCGACACGUUUCACAUCGACUAUUAACGGUACGCGUUCGAACUACCAAAACCUGCGACCAAUUAUUGCUUCGUCCACUUCCACAGCAUUGGGUAUCAACUUAGCGUCGAUAAAGUCAGUUGCUGGUGUUUCUGCAUCUGUACCCCCUAUAAUUCGUGCUAAAUCUGGAUAUGCUAACACUUAUUCUCCUGGAAUUCUACCCGCUGUUCACAACAAAGUAGGCUCUAAUCUCCUAUCCUUGAAUGGAUCUACGGUAUUAAUAGAAGGUGUAGACCGAAAACAGAAUGACCUCUCGUUUUUGAGCGACGAUAUCCGUCACCCCGCUAUGUCACCUACACGUGACAAUCCAUUUUUCCCAUCAGAAAAAGUUAAGGAAAUAUUAGAAACUCAUGGCAUAAAAACACUAACAGAAGAAUCUAUCGCGUGUCUCGCCCACGGUUUGCAAAUAUUCAUCAAAAAUCUCUUAUCAAAGUUGAGGAUUGUAGUAUCACAUCGUCUCGAUCGUUUAGGCGAGGAUUCUCGUUUGGUUCAAACAGAUCACACACGUGAACAGUUGAGGUUUCUUCAGAAGUUGGAUGAACAUGACCGAGUGAGGCAAUCAGAAUUAGAAAAGGAUCUAAUUUUGAAGGCUGCAAAAUCACGUUCUCGAAAUGAAGAUCCUCAUCAGAUUCAGAUGAGGGAAAUGGCUCGACGAAUAGCAUCUGAAGAUUAUGAACGUGAAAAGCAACAUCAAGCCAAUCUUACAGCUCUUCAUGCUAUCGGUCCACAACGCAAGCGUCGUCUAGAUACUUUAGAUGAAAUGGGCAACCCUAUUUCAACAGAUAUUUUGGGAGCCUCUCUUCCAACAAGAGAUGGUGUGACAAAUUUGGUGAGUGCCCUACCUGCUGCUACUGCUAAUCGCCUUUCUAUUGUCAGUGCCAGUCGACUAGGUUUGGUAACAUCAGGACCAAACCUAACGCAACUCAAUUUAGAAGCUUCGCCAGCAAAUUCAAACUCGUUGGUCUCCGGUGUCAGUGGGACUGGUGAUAACAUGCCAAACACGUCUGGAUUUUCAUUAGCACUCAGUCUCAGGGCACAUCGUGCAACUCUCAGAGAUAUACAGGUCAUACUUUCUCGUACACCGAGGCUUCGUCGUACACGUACUUACUAUAGGACGUAUUGGCGCUCUCAGCCUUAA